Messenger RNA from Physcomitrium patens, 1286 nucleotides. RefSeq names its product chloroplast envelope quinone oxidoreductase homolog. Lineage: Eukaryota; Viridiplantae; Streptophyta; Bryopsida; Funariales; Funariaceae. The record is from RefSeq and is a predicted model, not a curated record. Gene Ontology annotation, molecular function: oxidoreductase activity.
UGUAGCAUGAAGUGUAAUCUUAUGCGGAGAAAGGUGCUGAUGAGUGAUCGUUGGGGUGGCAGUACGUGGAGGUGCCCAUCCCGAAGCCCAAGGCCGGUGAGCUGCUGUUGAAGGUUGAGGCGAUCAGCAACAAUCCGGUAGAAUUACGCAUCCAGGAUGGGUUAAUGAAGCACUUUCUUCCACUUAGAUUCCCAUUCGCCCCCGGCACUGAUGUUGCAGGUGAGGUCGUCAGCUUGGGCACCGGCGUCAAGGGAUUCCGCCCCGGUGACAAGGUCGUUGCUCAUAUCCAUGUUCUGAAAGGAGGAGGAUAUGCGGAGUACGCGAUCGCGUCGUCAUCAAGAGUGGUGCUGCGGGUGCCAGAAAUAUCAGCUUCCGAAGCUGCAUCGAUAGUGGUGGCUGGUUACACAGCGCUUCAAAGUGCCCGGCAGGUGGGCAUCAAGAGCCUCGCAGGCGGAUGCGAGCACCUCAAUGUUCAGAUCAUCGGCGCGUCGGGAGGCGUGGGUACCAUCCUUCUGCAGCUGGUGAAGCUAUCCGGCGCGCAUGUGACGGUCACAUGCAGCGAUCGCAACAUCGAGCUCAUGAGAAACCUGAAAGCCGACGAGGUGCUGGACUACCAAACUCAGCAGGGCGCAACCUACACCAGUCCUUCAGGAAGAAGAUACCACCGCGUAUUUAAUUGCGCCCACUUUGUACCCUUGUCCAAUUUCUCGGCGCAACUACAACCCAAUGCAAGAGUGAUAGACCUGACUCCCACAAGGCGCAGCAUCGUCGUGGCCAUGGUUAACAAAGUGUCGUUGCGGAGUCCUCACAGAUUCGAGAACUUCUACAUGUGGGAUAACCAGGAAGAUCUGCAGACGAUGAUGGAGCUGAUGGGGGCAGGGAAAGUGAAGGCAGUGCUGGAUACCACCUUCCCGCUUUGCAAAGCCGGCGAUGCGUGGGAUCACUGCUUGAAGCGGCGCUGCGCGGGUAAAAUCAUCUUGUGCUCAUCUCCACCCAUUUCAUCGUGACCUUCCUCGUCGUGACCUUCUUCGUGAAACUACAAGCGGAGUCCAUUGUGGAACUGACACGCUGGCUUGCAUUUCACGUGGCAAAGUUUCAAAUAGAUUUGAAUAUUUGUGAGUGUUGUCCCUGUGAUGUGAUUGGAUUGGAGCCCACUUUGAAACAAAGAAAGUAAAAGUGUGAGCUUCUUACAUUCGACUAUUACUAGAUUAGUUUUUCUACAAGGUACGAUGUUUUUUUUAUAUGACAAAAAAAUGAAUAUAUAUUUUUAUGAUUAUUAAUAUAAA